GUCGAAUCAGGGUUUUGGGUCCACAAUUCCGCAUUGCCAUCUAGUCCAGUUCCAGUCCGAGCAGCAGCAAGCGGCGGCGGCGAUGGGCUCUGGAUCCAACUCCAAGGAGGGAGAGGAGCGGGUGCUGAGCCACGGUGACGUGGUGCUCAUCCGCUCCGACCUCGCAAUCCUUCGCGGUCCCUGCUUCAUCAACGACCGCAUCAUUGCCUUCUACUUCGCACACCUCUCCGCCAGCCUCCAGGACGACGACCUCCUCCUGCUUCCGCCCUCCAUCCCCUACCUCCUCUCCAACCUCCCUGACUCGGCCGCCGUCGCCGCCGUCGCCGAGCCGCUCCGCCUCGCCUCCCGCCGCCUCGUGCUGCUUCCUGUCAACGACAAUCCCGAUGCCUCCAUCGCCGAGGGCGGUUCCCACUGGACCCUCCUCAUCCUUGAUAACAUCACUAGCCCCUCCGUGCCCCGCUUUGUCCACCACGACAGCAUCGCUGGAGCGCCCAACCUCCCAAUCGCUGCCCGCCUCGCCGACGCACUCCGCCCCCUGCUGUCAGGCAGCAAUUCCAAGAGGGAUACUGUUCCGCUUAUCGAGGGGCCCACCCCAAGGCAGACCAACGGCUAUGACUGUGGUGUCUAUGUCAUGGCCAUCGCCAGGGCUCUGUGCGCCUGGUGGAAGAGUGGCCAGGACCAACGAGGAGGCGAUUGGUUCCAGGCGGUGAGGAGCGGGGUGGACGCCCACAGCGUCGAGGCCAUGAGGACCGACUUGCUGCAGCUAAUCAGCACUCUCAUCCAAGAGAAGGCCAAUGCCAAUUCCACACCCAUGGGCGACACUGACCCAGGGUCAUUAGAAUGAUAGGCAGUAGAUUAGUUGCUGGUGGUGAUUUCUCAAAUCUGGUACCUCUUCUUGAUCUUAAUAAGUUAUUUCUUGCUGUUUCUGCUUGUUUGGGAAGAGGAGGAACAGAUGGAGCAUACACACUUCGUGUAAGUACCAAACUUUUAAGGAAAACACGUCUCUUGUGUGAGUCAAGUCUUGGCAAAAUCCAGUUGCAACUCUACUAUUAUUAUUGUCUAUGAUCAAAAUGCUGCAAUCAAUACUGUGCUUCCGUUUGCAAGUUUGUUGAGUAUGGAUGGAUUGGUGCGAGUUGUAAGCCUUUGGAGUUUGAAUGCUAGCGCAGUGCAGGUACUUGUUUUC
This is a messenger RNA of Zea mays, 1183 nucleotides long. RefSeq names its product NEDD8-specific protease 1. Bases 83 to 844 code for a protein of 253 amino acids. The record is from RefSeq and is a predicted model, not a curated record. Lineage: Eukaryota; Viridiplantae; Streptophyta; Magnoliopsida; Poales; Poaceae. The transcript has a single exon. Gene Ontology annotation, molecular function: deNEDDylase activity; cysteine-type peptidase activity. Gene Ontology annotation, biological process: protein deneddylation; proteolysis.